Molecule: messenger RNA, 2200 nt
Organism: Marasmius oreades (fairy-ring Marasmius)
Lineage: Eukaryota; Fungi; Basidiomycota; Agaricomycetes; Agaricales; Marasmiaceae
Exons: 13
Coding region: 19-2046 (675 amino acids)
Biological process (GO): mRNA splicing, via spliceosome
Cellular component (GO): post-mRNA release spliceosomal complex
Molecular function (GO): RNA lariat debranching enzyme activator activity; nucleic acid binding; zinc ion binding
Source: RefSeq, a predicted model, not a curated record
CUUUGCGGCAAGCCAGGAAUGGCAGAGUCAAAAACGAUUAAAAUCCUCACUGUAGGUUCCGCAGCAGGUUCAAUAAAAGAGUUAUUCGCCAAAGUCAAGGCUAUCGACUCGAAGCAUGGCAAAUUCGACUUUGUACUCUGUGUUGGUGAUUUCUUCGGUCCUCUCGGUUCAUCUUCUCAAGGUCAGGAGAAUCUAGCCACACUCCUGGACGGAGAAAUGGACGUUCCAAUCGAGUGCUAUAUCAUGCAAGGAGAGAACCCAUUGCCAGACACUAUCAUACAGAAGUUUGCAAAAACCGGUGGAGAGCUCUGCAAGAACGUGUUUCUACUCAGUAAAUCCGGUCUCAUUACAACAGCAAGUGGCCUAAGGAUAGCCUGUCUCGGUGGAAUCUACAACGAAGAUGUGUACUCGAGUGCGGAGGCAGCCCCAGGUUUUGCAUCACCUUUUUUUUCAUCACAUUCCAUCGAAAGACUAUUGUCCAAUACCCUCACCACAACAGCCUCAUCAAAACAAGACUAUAAAUCUCUCGCAUCGAUCCAAUCUUCCUCGUCCUCGUCCCAAUUGAUUGACAUCCUCAUAAGCAAUACAUGGUCAGACUCCAUAUCUCAAUUCUCCUCAAUACCUAUACCGAAUCAAGAAACUGUGCUCACCACCGCUCCACCGUUAGACGACGUGAUGCGACGUAUCAAGCCUCGUUAUCACUUUGCCGCUGGUGGUGGCAGCCCACCAUCGUUUUGGGAACGGGAACCGUUCGUUUGGGAGGAUGAACCAGGCGGUCGGGUAUCGAGAUUUGUUAGUCUUGGAGCAUUCGGUGGCGAGCAACCUGCAUCAGGAAAGAAACAGAGGUGGUUUUACGCGUUCUCCAUCACACCUAACGCACCCCCAGGACCUAGACCAGCGAACGCGACAAUAAAUCCCUUCACUGAAGGCAUAGCAAGACUACCCAAGCGGUCAUUAGAUGAUGCUGUAGGAGAAAACUAUAUCUUUGGGAACAUUCAACAUCCCGGGAAACGCGUCAAACAAGACAGACCUCAGAACGGGAAACCACCACCGGGGUAUAAAUGUCGGCGGUGUGAAUCGACAGAACAUUUCAUUAACGACUGUCCAGAACGAAGUAAACCUCCUGAAGGAUACGUUUGUAAGAUUUGCAACACACCCGGCCAUCUCGUUCGUGAUUGCCCGACGAGACAUGCAGUUGGCGACACGGGUGGCAAGAAACCCAAGGAGGGUUAUGUUUGUCGUGCAUGCGGGAGCGAUGCUCACUAUCUUGAUGAUUGUCCUGUUGCGAAUCAGCGUACAUCAUAUUCUGGUGGGGAACGAGGACGGGGGAGGCGCGGACCACCGAAGGAAAUUGAACCAUCCGAAUGCUGGUUCUGUCUGGCGAAUCCGAAUCUAGCAAAACAUCUCAUAGUCGCUAUAGGAACAGAGUGCUAUGUUACUUUGCCCAAAGGACAAAUCAUACCUACACAAUCCGCGGCUGAUCAUGUUGAUGCUCCCGGGGGAGGACAUGUUUUAAUCGUACCCAUCUCUCAUUUCCCAACCUACACAACCAUACCAUCGGAUUUAGCGCCCCCGAUUGUGGACGAGACGGAAAAAUACAAAUCGGCACUCCGAGGGUUCUAUGCCAAACACUUUUGUGUACCUGUUUUCUUUGAGGUCGGUCGAAUAAGCGGAAAAGGCGGGCAUGCGCACGUUCAAGCCGUUCCGAUUCCGGAUAGACUCAAAAGCAAAGUUGAGGCCGCUUUCAUAACCGAAGGGCGGUCCCAGGGAAUCGACUUUGAGGAAGAUACGGAUGGCGCUUUGGAGUCUUGCCAGGGCGGUAGAGGUGGAUAUUUUAGAGUAGAUCUACCGGAUGGGGGGAAGAUGGUGCAUCUCAUCAAGGAACAUGUCCCAUUCGGGAUACAGUUUGGGAGACAAGUCCUUGUGAACCUGUUAGGAAUGCCCGAACGGCUAGACUGGAAAGCGUGCACACUCACGGAAGAAGAGGACAGAGCUGAUGCUGCAGCUUUCAAAGCGGCCUUCGCUCCUUUUGACCCAAGCGGAUAAAGUGUCCAACGUCAAUGUAUGUAUGAACGGAUGUGAAUACAACUUGUUCCGUCUGGUAUUCGAUGACAGUCCUAAUACCCCUGGUAACCUAUCUCCGGGGGCGAAACUGUAACGCUACUGACGCGGACAGAGGUCCAAAGAGGUUGCAACGCGU